This is a messenger RNA of Topomyia yanbarensis, 5385 nucleotides long. RefSeq lists its product as uncharacterized. Bases 1 to 5385 code for a protein of 1794 amino acids. The transcript has a single exon. Gene Ontology annotation, biological process: DNA integration. NCBI's taxonomy places the organism in Eukaryota, Metazoa, Arthropoda, Insecta, Diptera, Culicidae. The record is from RefSeq and is a predicted model, not a curated record. Gene Ontology annotation, molecular function: nucleic acid binding.
AUGGCGGACGACCAGGAGAGGCGUCAGCUAGUGCUUCGACGUACGGCACUUCUUGCUUCACUCAGAAGAGCAGGAAUAUUUAUGGCGGAAUACCAGGAGGAACGGGACAGGCUCGAGGUGGCGCUGCGGAUCGAAAACCUGGACGUAAUCCGGCAGGAUCUUGAGGACAUCCAAUCGGUUCUUGAAGGCAUCGAGGAAACAAAUGAAGGUAUAACCCUAAACACCCAAAUUCGCUCUGCAUUUGAAGGGCAAUUUUUCAAAAUAAAGGCUGGUCUGCUGUCAAAACUGCCUCCGUCUAUUCCUGUUGGCAGUGCUCCUCAUCCUACCCCCCCUACAUUUCCCUCCAGUCUUAAGGGUCUCAAACUUCCGACGAUCACGUUGCCUGAAUUCAACGGGGAUUUCAAAGAGUGGUUGGCAUUCCACGACACAUUCCUAGCGUUGAUCCAUUUGAAUCAGGAUGUUCCGGAGAUCCAGAAAUUCCACUACCUCAAGUCAGCGGUAACGGGUGAAGCCGCUCAAAUAAUCGAGUCGUUCGCGAUCAGUGCCACUAAUUAUUCUUUAGCUUGGCAGGCAUUGGUCGGAAGGUAUGCGAACGAGUAUCUUUUGAAGAAACGGCAUCUGCAGGCGAUGCUGGAAAUCCAAUGGAUAAAAAAGGAAACUACCGCUUCAUUGCAUGGGAUUGUCGACGAGUUCGAGCGGCAUACCAAAAUCCUGCGGCAGCUUGGAGAGCCAGUGGACGGCUGGAGCACAAUACUGGAACAUUUGCUGUGCGUUCGCAUUCCUGAUGAUACUCUCAAGGCAUGGGAGGAUCAUGCAUCGACAAUAGAGAAGCCAAGUUAUGAAGCCCUUAUUGAGUUCCUGCAUCGACGCAUCCGUGUUCUGGAAUCAAUUUCGGUGAAUCACGUUCAACCUCCACCGCAGUACGUCACGUCCUCUCACGUUUCGGCAACUCGCAAGUCCACCCAGAUGAAACCGUCGCCCAGUACAGCAGUCGACACUCCAGGAAAGUGCUAUGCUUGUGAACAGCGCCACCCAUUGGUAAAGUGCACAAAAUUCGAGAAAAUGAAUGCAAUAGAUCGCCUUGCCCUGAUCAAUGCAAAUCGGUUGUGUUUGAAUUGUUUUAGGAGUGAUCAUUUUUCAAGGCAUUGUUCAUCUAAAUACACCUGCAGAUUCUGUAAACGACGUCAUCAUUCCCUUCUCCAUGCAGGCUUCGGAGACAGUGCAGGUCCCCCUCGCUCCGACCAAGCUUCAUCCUCUACUGGCAACUUUACACGAGCGUCGACUAACGUGAGUGUAGCUUCGGCAGGUGAUGAGUCAUCUUCUCCCAUGUUAUCUGCAGCCACUUCCAUCCAACCGAGAGAAAUCAACUGCAGUCUGCCACUGCAAGGAACCGGGAAGAACGUGUUUAUGCUCACAGCGGUCAUCGUGGUCAUCGAUCGCUAUGGUAAGGAGCAUUUCGCACGUGCGCUUUUGGACUGCGCAUCUCAACCAAAUCUGAUUACCGAGAAGAUGGUCCAGCUGCUACGACUGAAGCGAAGCAAAUCGAAUGUUAUCGUUCAAGGAAUCGGUGAGCAAUCGCAAAACGCCAGAGAAUCAGUUCACGUCCAGAUCCGGUCCCGAAAGCAGGAUUUUUCGAUGAAUGUUGAGUUUUUAAUACUUCAAAAAGUAACCCCCGAUCUACCCGUCCACGAUAUUCCAGUGGACUACUCGAAGCUUCCUUCAAAUCUGUUCCUGGCGGAUCCCCAAUUCCAUAAACGUACGCCAAUUGACAUGAUCCUAGGAAUCGAGCAUUUCUUCUCAUUCUUUCCAACGGCAAACAGGAUUCAACUACCUAAAUCUCUUCCGAUGCUUGUCGAUAGUGUUUUCGGAUGGUUAAUUUCCGGCUCAGCUGAUAAGGUUCCUUCAGCUAAACAGAAUCCUCCCUGUAGCAUCGUAGCUGUUUCCCUAUUCACGCUUGAAGAGAGCGUCGAACAGUUUUGGAAGGUUGAAGAGCUACAAGCCCGGUCUGCCUAUUCGUUGGAAGAAAGGCGAUGCGAAGAAUCAUUUUCAUCUACCACAACGAGAACAACAGAUGGACGAUACAUGGUACGUUUACCCCGCCAACCCAACUUCAACGAGCUGAUUGGAGAUUCCAGACCAAUGGCACUCCGUCGGUUUCUCCUCCUGGAAAAACGACUUGCACGGAAUCCUGAACUGAAGAAUGAAUACCACAAGUUUAUGGAAGAAUACCUCUCCCUUGGACACAUGCAGCGUGUUCGAGAAGACGACGGACAGUAUUCCCAAGCAUACUACCUCCCGCAUCACCCGGUAGUGAAGGAAGCCAGCACAACGACGAAAGUACGUGUGGUUUUCGACGCGUCGGCUAAGACCUCUACAGGCUCAUCUCUCAACGAAGCUCUACUAGUAGGUCCUGUGGUGCAGGAUGAUCUCCUAUUGACCAUUCUUCGGUUCCGGACAUUUCCCGUGGCGUUGGUGAGUGAUAUCGCCAAAAUGUACCGGCAAGUUUUGCUCCAUCCCGACGAUACACCUUACCAGAGAAUUCUGUGGCGAUCCGACCCGGCCGAUCUAAUCCAAUGCUAUGAGUUGUUGACUGUUACGUAUGGCCUGAGCCCAUCAUCCUUUCUAGCCACACGCACGUUGCAACAGCUGGCUAACGAUGAAGGCGAUUCCUAUCCGCUGGCCGGACCCGCUGUUCGGAAGAGUUUCUACAUAGAUGACUUCAUCGGAGGAGCACAGUCCAUCACAGAAGCAAUCCAGUUAAGGACAGAACUCAGUGAACUCCUGGCGAAAGGCGGUUUUCCACUUCGAAAAUGGACAUCUAAUCAGCUACCAGUGCUGGCAGGUCUGUCACCCGAUGAAAUUGGUACCCAAUCAUCAAUUCAGUUUGACAAGCACGAGACGGUGAAAACACUAGGAAUUUCCUGGGAACCUGAGCCUGAUAUCCUUCGCUUCGACUCCGAGAUUCGCCAACACAAGCAUGCACCAACGAAACGAUCGAUCCUUUCGGCAAUCUCUCAACUGUUCGACCCAUUGGGGUUAAUAUCGCCGAUUGUCAUCAAGGGUAAGAUGCUAAUGCAACGUUUGUGGCUGCUACCAUGUGCUUGGGACGACGAGGUACCCAAUCAUAUAGCGACGUCCUGGGAGAAAUAUGCAGCACAACUUCCAAAGGUGGCAAAUUUCCGCAUCAGCCGUUACGCCCUACUACCAAACUCCACCAUCCAGCUUCAUACGUUUUCCGAUGCAUCGGAAUCGGCGUACGGUGCGUGUACUUAUGCCAGAUGUGUCGACUCCUCGGGACAGAUUCGUGUUCAACUGCUUGCUUCCAAAUCCCGAGUCGCACCUUUGAAGAAAAUUACACUACCUCGCCUAGAACUGUGUGCUGCAGACAUUGCAGCCAAAUUACACACCCGGAUCGUCGAGGCGCUCCAAACUCCCAUCGCUGGUUCGUAUUUUUGGUCCGACUCCACCGUAACCCUGCAAUGGCUGCGAGCACCUCCUAAUACCUGGAAAACGUUUGUGGCGAACCGAGUAUCGGAGAUACAAAGCUCUACGCAUGGAGCCUUUUGGAAUCACGUAGCCGGAACAGAAAAUCCCGCGGACCUAAUAUCACGCGGCAUGCACGUCGACGACUUUCUGGUCAGCAAAUUGUGGAAGGGAGGUCCCAAUUGGCUGUCGAAUCCAAGAACGAAAUGGCCAGUCUUAAAAUUUACCGAAUACCCAGAAGACGGGAAGGAACGCAGAAAGCUGAUUACAGCCGUCACAAGGACUCAAGUGAUAUGCAGUACCAUCAAUCCGAUCUUUGCCAGAUUUUCAUCCUACGAACGUUUGCUUCGAUCUACAGCCUACAUCCUUCGAUUCAUCGCCAAUGCUCGCUGUAAAGCGCGCACGCAACCGCUCCCCCUUACUGGUCCGAUUCCCAGUAUCUCGCUUAAUGUGAAGCACCUGAACAACGCAGAACAAAAACUGACUCAGCUGGCUCAAACAGAUGCAUUCGACGAGGAGAUCCAAAAUUUGCAGCAUAACAAGGCCGUCGGAAAGCGUUCUGCAAUCCGUCUACUGACUCCGUUUCUAGACCCUGAGGGAACCAUACGUGUAGGGGGGAGACUUAAAUUUUCAGACCAGCCAUUUCUAUUCAAACAUCCCGCCCUAUUGCCCAGCAACCAUCCCCUCACUCGUUUAAUUGCCAAAUCCUACCACAUAUCACUUAUUCACGGUGGCGGCCGCCUAACACUUGCGGCUAUACGAGAAAAAUACUGGCCAGUCAACGGGCGACGACUGGUUCGCAGCAUCCUUCGCAGCUGUUUCCGUUGCGCCAGAGCCCAGCCUGUCCCGACCACUCAACAGAUUGGUCAACUUCCCCUGCAUCGAGUAGCACCCAGUCGACCGUUUGCCAUUUCUGGUGUGGAUUAUGCAGGACCAGUCUACUUGAAGCCGGUACACAAGCGAGCUGCUGCAACUAAGGCUUACAUCAGCAUCUUCGUCUGCUUCUGCACCAAGGCGGUGCACAUCGAGUUGGUGAGUGACCUGUCGACGCAAGGCUUCCUGUCGGCACUUCGUCGUUUCAUCGCUCGUCGUGGACUACCGAGUGACUUGUACUCUGACAACGGAAAGAACUUCGAAGGCGCCGCCAACGAACUGGAUGAAGUCUACCGAAUGCUGCAAGAUGAGUCGCAGAUGCGACAAAUUACAUCUGAUCGAGCCUGUGAACGUAUCACUUGGCACUUCAACCCGCCGAAGGCCCCACAUUUUGGAGGAUUGUGGGAGGCGGCGGUCAAGGUGGCCAAACAUCAACUGUACCGACAGCUCGGCAAUUCAAAGCUGUCUUUCGAGGAUCUAACCACCCUGCUAACGCAGAUCGAAACGAGCAUGAACUCGCGCCCUAUCGUACCACUGAGUGAGGACCCGAAUGACAUCGCUGCGCUAACUCCUGCGCACUUCCUAAUCGGUAGCACAAUGCACUCCCUGCCCGAACCAGAGUUGCAUCGAUUGCCACUGAACCGUCUGGACCAUUAUCAACGUCUACAACGAAUCUAUCAGCAGUUCUGGUAUCAUUGGCGGACAGAAUACCUUCAAGAGCUGCAACGAGACUCUAAGGUUUGUCAUCCCAAUGCAGACAUUCAACCGGGGAGACUCGUAGUGCUGACUGACGAACUUCAAAUGCCGGUGAAGUGGCCAUUGGCUCGAAUAAUUGCCGUUCACCCAGGCAAAGACAAGCUGGUGAGAGUUGCUUCACUGCGCACUAGCCGGGGAGUCAUCGUACGGCCAAUCACCAAAAUCUGCUUGCUUCCGCUGGAAGAACGGGAUGCCGAAUUACCGCACGGAGACGAUCAACCUACAACCCGCCCUGCGGAAUCCCAGGAGGAUCACACCGGAGGAGAACACUAA